Penaeus vannamei (Pacific white shrimp) is the source of this 519-nucleotide messenger RNA. The record is from RefSeq and is a predicted model, not a curated record. Lineage: Eukaryota; Metazoa; Arthropoda; Malacostraca; Decapoda; Penaeidae.
GCAAAUCCCACCUGCCAGUCCUGCUUUCAACAUUAGGUUAUUCGUCGUUGCUGUGGAUCCAAAAUGAAGCUUCUCUUGGCAGGAAUGAUGCUCCUUCAGGCAGCAGGAGUCCUCAGCCUCCCCCAGGGUUACGACUACGGCCCCCCCAAGGACUCCUAUCUCACCCCCAACCCGCCCAAGCCAACUACGCCGCCUCAGCCGCUGGACCUGAUGCCCUACGACUUCACGUGGGGCGUCGAGGACGGCGACAGCGGCAACGCCUUCACCCACGUCGAGAACAGCGACGGCCCGACCAUGCAGGGCGAGUACCGGGUCCUUCUUCCCGACGGACGAACUCAGGUCGUCAACUUCCACGAUUUUGGCGGCGGCUUCGAGGCUCAAGUGACGUACGAGAAAUAGAAAACGGAAAUUACUAUGAAAAUCCUCCCGCCAUGACCGUCUCGCCUUUUGAUAUGCGUGUAAUUAACUUAUUGAAUUAUUAAAGGACUUUGACUAGACAAUAAAGAUCAGAGAAAUUCA